GCACAGGUCAUGCGCGCGCUCUGAAGAAAUCCACUUCCUCCACCCCAACGGACUGAAGCAUAAAGUUACUGGCUUCCUGACUGUACCUCUCACAGAAGCGCACAAACUGGCAACGGCACGUGUCAACACACAUGUUGUUAAACCACUCUCACCAUGACUUUGAAUUCAACCAACAUGCCUGGCCUUCAGCCAACCACCGUUUCAACAACCAAUUCGACCAAUUUACUGGAUGAUCAAACGCUGGCACUGUUUAAAAACACCACCGUCAGCAACUUGAUUUCCGCAAUAUACCUCCUCAUCACCAUCGUCAACCUUACCAGUAACGGCAUGGCCCUUUACCUGCUGCUGUGUCGCACCUCCCCCAAGACGCCCACCAUCAUAUUCAUGAUCAACCUCACGCUCACCGACCUGGCCGUGGGCUGCGUGUUGCCCUUUCAGAUCCACUAUCAACUGGCAGGCUACAACUGGACAAUAGGCUACGUGUCGUGCACCAUAGUCACCGCUGUCUUCUACACCAACAUGUACUGCUCCAUCCUCACCAUGACAGCCAUCAGCGUCGACCGCUACCUGGGCAUUGUGAAGCCCUUGCUUUUCAGGGAGAUCCGUGAGAAAACCAUGUACGCCGUGGCACUGUGCACGUUCAUGUGGGGUGUUGUCCUGGGAAUUCUGUACCCGCUGCUGAAAGCAGACCUCCUCUACCCGGUGAACGAUCUGGGCAUCACCACCUGCUUUGACGUCAUCCGCAUGGACCUGCUCCCGAGCAUUGCCCACUGGGCAGGAUUCUUCGGAGUCAUGUUUCUCUUCUUCUUCCUCAUCCCCUUUGUGGUCACCAUCUUCUGUUACGUCAGUAUCAUCUGCAAGCUGGCCAACGACACCCACCAAAACGAGCAGAAAGGGAAGGUCGUCCGUCUCGCCAUUAUUGUGAUGUUUGUCUUCGUGGCGUGCUUCGCCCCCAACAACAUCCUGAUGAUCGUGCAUGCCGUCAGCAGACUUUACUACAAAAGAAGCCUCUACAUGGCCUACAAGCUAUCCCUGACGCUGAGCUGCGUGAACAGCUGCCUGGACCCUUUCAUCCUCUAUUUCGCGUGCAAAGAGUUUCGCAGAAAGCUCAGGCGGAUGCUCAGGCUUCCGACGCUGAGCAGUGUGGACACUCACGUGGGCCUGAAAGAGGACCUGUACUCCAUGCGCUCCCAUCCAGAGGACGAAGUCUUCAGCUGUAACGGCGAAACUAGGAUACUGCGCAUUGACAGCAUGCUGUCUGACCAAUGAUCUAAAUUAAGCAGAAGUUAACCGUGUGAACAAUGAACAGACCGUUGGUCACUGCUUAAUCACUGUUGGUGUUACUUUUUUUUUUUUACAGGUGUGGUCAUAUGGAUUACUUUUCACUGCUUCUGUUGAAAUGAACGUAUGGUAUAAUUUUUUUUUACUGAUCUGGGCAUAUUAUGUUACUUUUUCACUGGUAUUGGAUGGUUACUUUGGGAUGGUUUUGUUUAUGCAGAUUUGCUGUGAGCAUUGUAGCCUAUGGAAGGGCAUUAACUGUGAAGAGACAAUAAGAAUGCAAUGUUUUGUUUGUAUACUUUGUGAGCGUUUAAAUAAUGGUACUGAGCCAUGUAUGUUGCUAAAUUAUUUAUUCACUCUUGCAAUCAUUUUUUUGUUAAUAAUAAUGUUGGAGUAGGAAAGUGAUUGCUGAGAGUCUGACUAUACUUAUUGGAUGUCAACCAAGAAGUUCCUUUACACCUAAAUAUAAAUGUAGUUGGUAGCACUUUCUCAUCCUAGUAGGCAUUGAAUGGACUAUUCUCCUUACAGCACUUGUCUUUUGAUGUAUCAUCACAUGUAAUCUUUGUGCAUUUUGUGUUUUUGAGCCAAGUAGUUAUUGUCUGAAACCCAGUUAAGGAAUCACAUUGUAUGGGUUUCAUCAGGUCCCUUUAUACAUAUAAAAUCAAGCAUCUUGAUUAUCAAUGCAGACUGCAUGGUGCUUGAUUAAUACACCUGUGGAAAAGGACCUGAUGAAACCCAUGAAUUGUCUUCUUUUUUUUUUUGUUCACCCAUGUGGUCUUCUAAGCUAUAAUGUUGUUCAGUAUUGAAUUCAUUUUUUUCCUUUCAGUUGAACGAUUGAUUCAUGAACAUCUGUCCAUUUUGUGGAUUUGGUAUCCUAAUGCAGUAUUUGAGGUGUAUUGAUGAUUUGUAAAAACUUCUUUUGUAAAACUACUCAGGAAAAUGGAGUUUUGUUAUUGUUUAUUUUACAAGAGGAAGGUAAUCUGUGGUGUUUUCCAGUUGGUUGUAGAGUUUCUUUUUUGUUGGAAGUAAACCCGAAUGAGGUGUUAUAUGCUGUUACUGAUGAAUGUGUAAUUUCAAGGUGUUAUAACUGUGUUAGCUGUGCUACUUGUAUAUUGAAUGUGGCUUAAUUGAUCUGAUUAUUGCUUUAGGCUUCAGACUUAUCUUGCCAAACUAUUGGUAAAAUGACAUAUCAAACGGCUGUGAUCAAGGUGCAUCAAGCCAAGUCUACACAUAGCCUACUACAGCAUGCACACACAAGAUUGUAGGCUAGUUUUUGUUUUUAUUAAAGCAUUGGGGCAACCAAACAAGCUAUGCAACUGCAUGUGAUGUGAUCAUUAAUGCAAAUAAAUAAAGGUGGUUUUUAAUAAA
Messenger RNA from Sardina pilchardus (European sardine), 2646 nucleotides. It is a transcript of the gene p2ry8, whose product is annotated as P2Y receptor family member 8. Gene Ontology annotation, molecular function: G protein-coupled receptor activity. Gene Ontology annotation, cellular component: plasma membrane. The transcript is spliced from 2 exons. The record is from RefSeq and is a predicted model, not a curated record. NCBI's taxonomy places the organism in Eukaryota, Metazoa, Chordata, Actinopteri, Clupeiformes, Clupeidae. Gene Ontology annotation, biological process: phospholipase C-activating G protein-coupled receptor signaling pathway; positive regulation of Rho protein signal transduction. Bases 154 to 1269 code for a protein of 371 amino acids.